AUGCCCAGUAUCUUCGCCUACCAGAGCUCCGAGGUGGACUGGUGCGAGGUGAACUUCCAGCACUCGGAGCUGGUGGCCGAGUUCUACAACACGUUCAGCAAUGUCUCCUUCUUAAUCUUGGGGCCGCUCAUGACAUUCCUGAUGCACCCCUACAUCCAGAAGCGCUCCUGCGGCAGCUACAGCACCUUGUUCCUCUUCACAGUGACAGGCCUGUUCUCCAUGUACUUCCACAUGACACUCAGUUUCCUGGGCCAGCUCCUGGACGAGAUCGCCAUCCUGUGGCUGCUGGCCAGUGGCUACAGCAUCUGGAUGCCCCGCUGCUACUUCCCUGCCUUCCUUGGGGGCAACAGGUCCCUGUUCACCUGUCUGGUGGUCGUCAUGACCGUGAUCAGCACCCUCCUGUCCUUCCUGCGGCCCACGGUCAACGCCUACGCCCUCAACAGCAUCGCCAUCCACAUCCUCUACAUCGUCUACCAGGAGUACAAGAAGACCAGCAACAAGGAGUUGCGGCAUUUGAUUGAGGUCUCCGUGGUGCUGUGGGCCAUCGCUCUGACCAGCUGGAUCAGCGACCGCUUCCUAUGCAAUUUCUGGCAGUGGAUUAAGUUCUUUUACCUGCACAGCGUCUGGCACGUGGUCAUCAGCAUCACCUUCCCUUACGGCAUGGUCACCAUGGCCUUGGUGGACGCCAGCUACGAGAUGCCAGGCCAAACCCUCAAAGUCCGCUACUGGCCGCGGGACACCUGGCCUGUGGGGCUGCCCUACGUCGAAGUCCAAAGCGAUGACAAGAACUGCUGA
Messenger RNA from Lepus europaeus (European hare), 795 nucleotides. RefSeq names its product alkaline ceramidase 1 (gene ACER1). Gene Ontology annotation, cellular component: membrane. Bases 1 to 795 code for a protein of 264 amino acids. The record is from RefSeq and is a predicted model, not a curated record. Gene Ontology annotation, molecular function: hydrolase activity, acting on carbon-nitrogen (but not peptide) bonds, in linear amides. Lineage: Eukaryota; Metazoa; Chordata; Mammalia; Lagomorpha; Leporidae. The transcript is spliced from 6 exons. Gene Ontology annotation, biological process: ceramide metabolic process.